UUGGUUUCAAUGAGGGACAUGGGCUGGAAGAUUGGGCGAGGCCCAAAAGAAAAGCCCAGGAACUGCGGUGACGAGAACGGAACGCGUGUUGGAAUGGGUGCUUCUCGUUGGUUUUGUCCAUCUCCUUCUGUUGUUCUCUUCAACUGAAUCUGCCUCUGCCUCACUUCGCUUUGACCCUUCAACCUUCGCCUUUCCCUCCGUUUCCGUGACUCAGAUGGCUGGAGGUGUUAUUCAGCAGCUAUUGAGGAGGAAACUCAACCCUCAAUUUACUAACUCUUCCUUGUUGACACCCAUCAUAGCAAAGAAAGAUGAUGCUGGCUCCACUGGCAGUAGGUCCUUAAGAGCACUUGCAUUAAUUGGAGCCGGUAUGUCAGGAUUUUUCAGUUUUACAUCAACAGCAGCAGCUGAUGAAGCUGAGCAUGGCCUGGCUUGUCCAAGCUAUCCAUGGCCUCACAAGGGAAUUCUUAGUUCAUAUGAUCAUGCUUCGAUUCGUCGUGGUCAUCAAGUUUAUACACAAGUCUGUGCUUCCUGCCAUUCUAUGUCUUUGAUAUCAUACCGUGAUUUGGUUGGUGUUGCUUAUACAGAAGAAGAGGUAAAGGCUAUGGCAGCUGAGAUUGAGGUGGUUGAUGGCCCUAAUGAUGAGGGAGAGAUGUUUACACGCCCUGGUAAACUCAGCGAUCGUUUUCCUCAGCCAUAUGCAAAUGAAUCAGCUGCUAGGUUUGCUAAUGGAGGAGCUUAUCCUCCAGACCUAAGUCUUAUUACCAAAGCCCGUCACAAUGGUCAGAACUAUGUUUUUGCCCUUCUAACUGGUUAUCGUGACCCACCUGCUGGUGUUUCGAUAAGAGAGGGACUUCAUUAUAAUCCUUACUUUCCUGGUGGAGCAAUUGCCAUGCCUAAAAUGCUUAAUGAUGGUGCUGUGGAGUAUGAAGAUGGUACCCCUGCUACAGAAGCUCAGAUGGGGAAAGAUGUUGUGUCAUUCUUAUCUUGGGCCGCGGAACCCGAAAUGGAAGAGAGAAAACUGAUGGGAUUUAAAUGGAUAUUUGUACUGUCACUGGCACUACUUCAGGCUGCCUAUUACCGUCGGUUGAAGUGGUCAGUUCUAAAGUCUCGCAAGCUGGUUCUUGAUGUUGUCAACUAGCCGCCUCAAGUUUCAUUUUCACUUAUGCAAAGUUUAUUGUUGGCAAUAAUUUGUCAGAUAGUUGUUUCAUCAUUUCAAAUCCGUUAAGCAAAAUUAAUGGUUAAUGGAACAACUGGAAGAGUGUUCUAAUUUUGUUUGAGAUAAAAUUGUACCAUGCACGAGAUGCGUUUACUUUUUUUUUAUUCAUCUCGGACCUGUGUAUUGUUGCAUUUUCCGAGAGGUGUUCCUAUUUGAUAUACUGUUAAAUUUUAUGGUACUUGCCUGUCAUUGGGAUUCAUAUUGGUCGUUAUUCAAUAAAAGGAAUACUAGAUUAUAUGCCCAA
Cajanus cajan (pigeon pea) is the source of this 1460-nucleotide messenger RNA. Its product is annotated as cytochrome c1-2, heme protein, mitochondrial. Gene Ontology annotation, molecular function: heme binding; electron transfer activity. Gene Ontology annotation, cellular component: respiratory chain complex III. The record is from RefSeq and is a predicted model, not a curated record. Gene Ontology annotation, biological process: mitochondrial electron transport, ubiquinol to cytochrome c. Lineage: Eukaryota; Viridiplantae; Streptophyta; Magnoliopsida; Fabales; Fabaceae.